This is a messenger RNA of Mytilus trossulus (common blue mussel), 1263 nucleotides long. RefSeq lists its product as uncharacterized. Gene Ontology annotation, molecular function: protein binding; ubiquitin protein ligase activity; zinc ion binding. NCBI's taxonomy places the organism in Eukaryota, Metazoa, Mollusca, Bivalvia, Mytilida, Mytilidae. The record is from RefSeq and is a predicted model, not a curated record. The transcript has a single exon. The coding region runs from base 1 to 1263 and encodes 420 amino acids.
AUGGCAGCUGCACCAAACGUUUGUGACGGCUGCACAAAAGAUGGAAAAGUAGAAUCAUUUUGCGUCAAUUGUGAGCAGCUUUAUUGCCAGGAAUGUACCGUUUAUCAUAUGAAAUGUAAAGUCACACGUUCACAUAUCUUAAUGGAUGCAUCAAACGUUGACACAUAUAACGCUCAUUCUUCAAUUGAUGUUAAGUGUGGCAAUGAAUGUGGGGAGCAGGCAGUAGUUCUUUGUUUGGAUUGUAAACAGUUACUUUGCAACGACUGUUCAGAGAAGCAUUCAAUGCUUAAAGCAACCAAAGGACAUAAUACAAUAACCGCGAAACAACUUGUUAGAGAAGAAACAGCAUCCUUAUCUUCUGACUGCGUUUACUCUGAACAAACUUCUGUAAUUUCACAUCCACAGGAGUUAGUGCAUGCACAAGUUCAAGUUGAGAAAGGUCCACACUCGGGGACAUUUUUGCAUGAGUUCAUGAGUUCUGCUCCAGGAGAUAAAGAGUUAACUCGAGUUCGUGGAAUAGUGCUUCUUUUCGAUGGCAGAAUUAUUAUAGCCGAUUAUAAAAAUCGGAGUUUGAAACUAUUUAGCCGUGAAAUGAAAUUUGAAAUGGCAAAGGAUAUAAAAGAUGACCCAAGAGGAAUGGUUGCUUCUGCUUAUGAUAAUGUAAUAGUCACUUUUGCUGAUAAGAAGGAAAUACGAAUAUAUGAAAUAGAAAAUAAAAAGAUACGUACUAAAAAAAAGGUAAAUGUGAAAGAAAAACCUUACAGUAUUGCUUAUAAUAAAGACCACUUUGCGGUUGAACACGGUGAGGGAGAAGAUGGCACAAUUCGUAUUUAUGACCAGCACAUAAGAGAAAUCUUUAUCAUACCGGGUAGUACCAGAAGCUUUGGACAAUUUACUGGCAAUACAAUACGCCUUGCCUUAGAUUUAUCAAAAUAUGUCAUAUUUGUUGUAGAUAUAGCAAAGGAGUUGGUCCAUUGUGUUGAUUUUAAAGGUGGGCUGAUCUGGACAGUAAAAGUCGGAAGUCCUAGAGGAAUUGUGUUCCACAAUAACAUGCUAUUUGUUGCCAGCAGUACAGAAAACAAGAUAAUUCAAAUGAAUGCUGUAGAUGGAAUAGUUUACUCUAUGUUAGACGAAGACAAUAGAAUUAGGCGUCCUCGGUACAUUGCCUACAAUCCUGAUUCGAAAAAAAUGGCUGUUGAAAUCGAUGGAAACCAUAUAAAACUGUAUAAUAUUACUGGCUUACAAAAGGGUUUUAACUUUUAG